Molecule: messenger RNA, 642 nt
Organism: Vigna umbellata (rice bean)
Lineage: Eukaryota; Viridiplantae; Streptophyta; Magnoliopsida; Fabales; Fabaceae
Source: RefSeq, a predicted model, not a curated record
GUGGUUCGUGAAAUACUGCAUUGGGGAAGUGGCGUUAGGGUGAUAACAGAGGAUGGUUGCGUUUACGAAGCUAACUACGUAAUUGUGUCUGUCAGCAUUGGUGUUCUCCAAAGCGACCUCGUUGCCUUUAAGCCACUCUUGCCCGGAUGGAAAUUGGAAGCCAUACAGAAAUGUGAGAUAAUGGUGUACACGAAAAUUUUCUUGAAGUUUCCAUAUCAGUUCUGGCCAACUGGACCCGGAAAGGAAUUCUUCAUCUAUGCUCACGAUCGGAGAGGCUACUACACAUUUUGGCAGCAAAUGGAGAACACAUACCCUGGAUCUAAUAUCUUGUCCGUCACAUUGACAAAUGGGGAAUCUAAUCGUGUGGAAGCUCAAGCCGAUGAAGACACCUUGAGAGAAGCUAUGGAGGUGCUCAGGGAAAUGUUUGGACCCAAUAUUCCUGAUGCCAUUGAUAUACUGGUUCCUCGAUGGUGGAAUAACAGGUUCCAACGUGGCAGCUACAGCAACCAUCCCAUCAUCUCUAAUACCCAACUAGUUCAUGAUAUUAAGGCUCCAGUAGGUCGCAUUUUCUUUACUGGAGAACACACGAGUGACAGAUUUAGUGGCUACGUGCAUGGUGCAUACCUCGCAGGUGAGCAUUAA